UUCUUCCAAGCCAUCCGCCAAAACCCUAAGGGUUGCCCUAAUUUCUUUGAUUCACGCAUAAACCCUUCUCUCUGUAUUCGUCUCCCUCCGAUUGAAGUUUCUGCUUCUUUGUACAUGAUACGAACCGUUCGUCCACAAUUCAUUCUUUCUGGCUUACUUGCUCUACAUUUUCAUGCUGCUGUAGUUUAGGUGAGAAGGGUGUUCUUUUUUCAGUCUAAGCAUGGGAGAACCUAAUUCUUUGAGUUUAACAAGGACCUUCCUGGUUAAACCAAAGCUUAAAGCUAAAGCCAGGACACCCAAAGAAACUCCAGAAUCAAAAUAUUGGUCCUCCUUUAAGCGUCAUGAGAUCCCGAACCUUGUUUCAUCCAUAUCCUCUGUUUCCUUCUGUCCGACGAAUCCUUCCAUUUUCUCUGCUAGCCACUCGACCUCUCUGACUCUUUUUAGCACGGAAACCAUGGCCCCUACCUCUGCAAUUACAUCUUUUCGAGAUGUUGUAUCUUGUGCUUCGUUUCGUUGUGAUGGCCUCCUCAUUGCUGCCUCAGACCUUUCAGGGCUUGUCCAAGUCUUUGAUGUUAAAUCUCGAACCCCGCUUCGAAAGCUUCGUUCCCAUUUGCGCCCAGUUCAUUUUGUCCAGUACCCGGUUCUCGAUAAGCUCCACCUAGUAUCUGGUGGGGAUGAUGCAGUUGUUAAGUAUUGGGAUGUGGCGAGUCAGACUCCGCUUUUGGAUUUUUUGGGCCAUAAGGACUAUGUUAGAAGUGGAGCAUGCUCUCCAUCUAGCAUGGACAUGUUUGUCACUGGGUCGUAUGAUCACACUGUGAAGCUUUGGGAUGCUAGAACGAAUUCAAAAUCGGUUCUGGAAGUAAAUCACGGGAAACCGGUGGAGGAUGUGAUUUUCUUACCGUCAGGUGGACUAGUUGCUACUGCUGGGGGUAAUUCUGUGAAAAUUUGGGAUGUGAUUGGAGGUGGGAAGAUGGUGGGCUCUAUGGAGAGUCAUAAUAAGACUGUUACUUCACUAUGUGUUGGGAAAUUGGGCAAGGAUAGCGGAGAAGAAUCAGAUCAAUUUAGAAUCUUGAGUGUAGCUCUGGAUGGGUAUAUGAAGGUGUUUGAUUAUUCAAAAAUGAAAGUUACUCAUUCAAUGAGAUUCCCAACACCUCUUAUGUCAGUUGGGUUUUCUCCUGACUGUAGUAGUAGAGUUAUAGGGACUUCAAAUGGGAUCUUGUAUGCUGGCAAGAGGAAGACUAAGGGAAUUACGUCGAGUAAUUUGUCGAACCCUUGGAGUCUCGGAUCAGUUGGGGAACCUCAAAGGCGAGCCUUGAGGCCUUCUCACUUUCGAUACUUUCAUCGUGGUCAAGGGGAGAAGCCAACUGAAGGAGAUUACCUAGUCAUGAAACCCAAAAAGGUGAAGUUGACAGAGCACGAUAAACUCUUGAAGAAGUUCAGGCACAAGGAUGCUCUAGUAUCGGUGUUAGCGAGUAAGAACCCGGAGAAUGUGGUGGCUGUAAUGGAGGAAUUGGUAGCAAGAAAGAAGCUGUUGAAAUGCGUUUCGAAUUUGAACACGGAGGAGCUUGGUUUGCUAUUGGUUUUCUUACAAAAGCACUCUACAUUGCCAAGAUACUCAAGCUUGUUGAUGGGGUUGACACGAAAGGUUCUAGAGCUACGGGCCGAAGAUAUUAGAGCCUCGGGUGCCUUGAAAGAUCACAUCAGAAACUUAAAGCGAUCGGUAGACGAAGAGAUUCGGAUACAACAGUCAUUGCUGGAGAUACAAGGUAUCAUUUCACCAUUACUGAGAAUUGCUGGAAGAUGAUGAGAUUCAGUUUUUCAAUUAGUUGUUUGUAAGGUACACUUUUCAGUGUUUUCUUUACAAUUAAGAUCAAGAAAAGGCUCCAAUUUUGUCUCUGUGCCUGUGUUGUUUGAAAAUCUAGUGGUUAAGUAGAUCAUGAAAUAUUUAGUGUUUGAAUUCAUGAAUUUUAGGUACCAAAGAACAGUGUCAAGGUCCUUCAUGUGAAGGUCAUAUGAUAUAACAUUACAUUAAACUCAUCUACUC
Molecule: messenger RNA, 2044 nt
Organism: Cucurbita pepo subsp. pepo (vegetable marrow)
Lineage: Eukaryota; Viridiplantae; Streptophyta; Magnoliopsida; Cucurbitales; Cucurbitaceae
Gene: SWA1
Product: transducin family protein / WD-40 repeat family protein
Biological process (GO): positive regulation of transcription by RNA polymerase I; rRNA processing
Cellular component (GO): nucleolus
Molecular function (GO): protein binding
Source: RefSeq, a predicted model, not a curated record